Molecule: messenger RNA, 1181 nt
Organism: Pomacea canaliculata
Lineage: Eukaryota; Metazoa; Mollusca; Gastropoda; Architaenioglossa; Ampullariidae
Product: complement C1q-like protein 2
Exons: 2
Coding region: 97-723 (208 amino acids)
Molecular function (GO): protein binding
Source: RefSeq, a predicted model, not a curated record
GGAGUAUAAAUCAAGGUGUACUAUUUUUAGACCUAACCACAGAGGAGUAUAAAUAAAGGUUAACUAUUCUGAGACCCAAGCACAAGUAUUGUGAUCAUGAUGAAGCUGCUACUGCUUGUGGUUAUUUUCAUGCUGGUUGGUAGUAAUGAAGGAGAUACGAGGAUCAGACAGAAAAGGUCUGAUGACACAAGUACCACUGCACUGGAAAAUGUGGUACAGCAACAAGGAGCACUGAUUCAGCAGCUGGGCACACAGGUACAAACACUGUCAGCCAAACUGAUAGCCCUUGAAAAACGGCUGCCAUCUACUUUUACCCCAGUGGCUUUCACUGUGCAUUUUUCCCACGAUGAUGGAAAUAACGGAAUUGCACUGGGACCACAUCAAGUACUGAAAUUUGACAGUGUGGUGACCAACAUUGGAGCUGGUUACAGUGUGCAGACAGGUAUUUUCACUGCCCCAGUCUCUGGUGUCUACAGCUUCUUCCUGACCAUCAUGUCAACAAAUGCACACGGGAAUGUACAUGUAGCACUGGUCAGGGACGGGACUGCCUUAGAUGUAGUUUUUGCUGAAGGCCAGUCUGACGUAUAUGAUCAAGGUUCCACUCAAGUGACCACCCACCUACGGUCAGGUCAGCAGGUGUGGGCUAGACAAAACAAUGGUGAUGCUGUCAGAGGUGGCUGGUGGACAAUUUUUACUGGCUACAUGAUGCAAGCUGACGUGUGACCCAUUUAAGAGUAACUGUUUGAAUAAAGCAAAUGUUAGGGACAAAUAAAUAUAGCAAUUCACCCAGUUUAACAGAACACCCAAGUAGCGCAGAAGCAACUCUCAACUCAUGCAGCAUUCCUCACCAAGGAAAAGAAAGCAAAGUUUGUCCCCCAAAGAAGUUUUUUAUUAAAAAGAAAAAUAAAUUAGAAAAAAUUUCAUAGGCGGAUUGCAGGCAGCAAAAAAAAAAAAAAAAUGGAAGACCUAGAACAAGACAUAAAAUUUAAAGAAUUGUAAAAAAAAAAGGUUUACUUAAGGCACCAUUGGCGAAAAUCAUCUUUUUGCACACCCAGCAAUUUUCUAUCCAAAAGUCCACUAAAAAUGCCCAUAGUGAAAAGUCAGUAUAUAACAUCUCUGGAAUAAUUUGUAUAAGGGACUUUGUUCUGAAUAAACAGAUAUUUUUCUAAUGAAAAAAUGUC